AUGUCGUCCCAGCUAGAAUAUCAACGUUUCGCACGUGGCGAAAACUGCACCGAACAUGGUUGUCGGGCGCGCAAAUGGUACAUUGAAGACGGCCGCAAAUUCUGUCAGAGAGGCCACGAGCAAACUGGCUUCACCCAAACACAGCAAGAUGACGAGGAAUUUGACCUUAAGCAAGGCAAGACAACGCGCGUAAAGGGCGAUGGAAAAGAGCGGGCACCGAAAGUAGUCACGGGGAAACAAGCAGUGGAGUUGUAUCUGCAGUGCUAUCAAUUGAUUCUAUGGAAGCAGUGCUUCUGGUUGGUCAAUGUAAAAGGGUUUCCCAAGGAUCUGGAGACCGUGGUCAGGGACUUAUGGGGGCUGAGGCUGAGGCUUUUGCAUGGGGAAAAGGAGGAUGGUGGGUAUAGGUCGGGCACGACUGGCUUCAGUUCUACGAGCGAGGGGGAGAAUACUGAGUCCGACGGGAUCAGCUUGACGUCAAGAAGAAGCAGAAGAAGCGACAGAGCGAAGGAUCGGCUUCCAAAGUUGAUCGAGACUCUGGCGUUGUGCUAUCUAGGCAUUUUACUGUUGAGGCUCCCAACGAGCUUGGGUGAAGUGUACAAAUGGGCUGCGGAGGAGGAGAUAAUUUUCACGAGAGCUAUCAAGGAAGUGCCAACGGAGAUGCUGGCUCGCCUGCCAGCUCAUUAUCAUGCCGCAUUGCAAAUCCGAGCACCAUUAAAAGGGACAACUCUCCAUAGUACCGUCUUGGACCUGGUCCAGUUCUACCAUGCUCAAUUUGAGAUGGUCUUUCCUCCCUUGAAUUCUCCGUUGUUGAUAUUUAAGCACGUGAGAGACCUUGGGCUGCCUGUGGAGAUCUAUCCAGCAGUUCGUCGUCUCGCUGCAAUUCUUGGAAUAGAUUUCACGUAUCCGAUACCGCAAAAGAGGCCCGGGUACAUCACAUAUCCUGAGAUCCAACUCAUGAGUCUGAUCGUGGUUGCGACUAAACUCAGUCACCCAUUUGAUGAUAUAGUGCGCUAUCCAGAGGAUGAUAGCGACCCUACUAUCGUGAAGAUAGACUGGAGCAAGUGGCAGGAUAUUAUGAUUGAGAAGUCUCCAGCAGGGCUGAAACGGGGAGAGGAGAUUAAGGUCACGGAUGAAGAUGUCUUAACAAUGAGUGGGAAGAAGCUGGACGACUAUCUCGAUUGGUAUCAACGCACUUGGAUCGAUAGCAGAGCUCCAAAAAUGUCCGCGGAAAUAUUGGAGUUCUUCCCACUCCAAGAUUUACCACCUCGGCGAGCUGAGGAGUCUGACCAGGAGCAACGAGAGAACCGUUUGAAGCAGGUACAACAAGGUUUAAUCUUACAAAAACCGAAGCCAGUUCAGAAUGAAGAGGAGCAACCGGAAACCGUGAACCGGCCAGGGGAACUGUACAGGCGUUAUCGAACUACUGCAGAACUUCCAGACAAUGCGAGGGUCUUCUAUGAGCUGGCUGCUGCAAACGUGGGGACUUCCCUUCAUAAGCUCGUAAGAGAGGUUUUUCAAACGGAGGUGCUGUUGGAGGGGUGGGCCUUGUCAGAGAGAAGGAAGCGACUGGCAGAGGAGGGAGGGCUGUCUUCACAUGGGUAA
Amorphotheca resinae ATCC 22711 is the source of this 1602-nucleotide messenger RNA. RefSeq lists its product as hypothetical. Gene Ontology annotation, molecular function: RNA polymerase I core promoter sequence-specific DNA binding. Gene Ontology annotation, cellular component: RNA polymerase transcription factor SL1 complex; RNA polymerase I core factor complex. The record is from RefSeq and is a predicted model, not a curated record. The coding region runs from base 1 to 1602 and encodes 533 amino acids. Gene Ontology annotation, biological process: RNA polymerase I preinitiation complex assembly; nucleolar large rRNA transcription by RNA polymerase I. NCBI's taxonomy places the organism in Eukaryota, Fungi, Ascomycota, Leotiomycetes, Helotiales, Amorphothecaceae. The transcript has 6 exons.